Messenger RNA from Metarhizium album ARSEF 1941, 1608 nucleotides. RefSeq names its product C2H2 finger domain-containing protein. The transcript has a single exon. Bases 1 to 1608 code for a protein of 535 amino acids. NCBI's taxonomy places the organism in Eukaryota, Fungi, Ascomycota, Sordariomycetes, Hypocreales, Clavicipitaceae. The record is from RefSeq and is a predicted model, not a curated record. Gene Ontology annotation, molecular function: DNA-binding transcription factor activity.
AUGGCAUUCUCUCCCGCAGCUUGCACUAUCCAUUCAGACUCCUCCACAAUACGGGCCGCCAAAACGUCGUAUCGGGAGUCAAGGCCGACAACAUCUUCGCCAGAAACUAGCCAACUUUUACAUGAUUUGAGUUUCAAGGUUGAACAUGGUGGCAGACUCGAUCCGUCUCUGGCCUCCUCUGUGUCCUUUGAAGAACUUCACCAGUUCAACACGCCUUUCCCCAGCGCGGCCCGUGUCGACUGUGAGCCAGCUGCCGAAGUCACGACAGGCUACACGACUCGAUAUCGCUCCCCAGCAUGUGCGUACCUGUCUCCAGAGUAUUCCAGCGCGUAUAGUCCAUCGAUGGCGAGUGAUGGCAUGCAUGAACAUUCGCAUGAGUCGAGCAAGAUUUGGACAAUGACACCAACAAGGGACGCCGAACGCAACAUGCCUCACCGUACCUCGACUCCUGUGUCUUUGGGAGGGGCAGUAAACUACAGCCAGGUCUUUGUUCCCGCUUAUGAUGCCGCUCCCUCCAAAAGCACACCAACAAAUUGGCCGCCUCACGCAUCAGGUAUUCAUCCAUCCGGGGAUGUCGACUUCAACCUUGCCGCAGACCAGGCCACCAGUGGUAUGGCCAACAUGGCACCCAAGCAACACCAGACCCUCACGCUCAAUUACCUCAACCUUGCACCCUUGCCGGAAGAUGGCCCUCCCAGCUACACGUAUGGCUCUGGCCCUGCCCACGGCUUCACGGACUGUACCACGUCAGUCGCGGUGCUGUCGUAUGAGCGCCCCCUCUUUGAGGACCCUAUUCAACUGUCCCCAGAGCCUCACACUGGGACGGCCGCAGGUCCCAGCGGCCCGAGGGCGGCGCGCCCGGUGAGGGAUAUUGAAGAGCCAGUCCCUCCCGUAUUGCCUCGUCAUACCGAUGGAAGAACAACGACGUGCAAAUCCUGCAGAAGGACUAUGACAGGUCCAAUAGAGGAGGAGGCGCACGACAGAGAGUGCGACCGGCUCCGGUGUCUGUUCCGCUUUGCGGGAUGCAAAGCCAGAUUCAAAGGGAAGAACGAAUGGAAACGACACAUCAGGACGCAGCAUCUGCUCCCAAUGGCGUUUGUCUGUGCGGAGUGUGACAUGAAAGAGUUCAACCGGAAGGACCUCUUCAAGCAGCACCACAUUCGAAUGCACAGCACGGACGAGGAGGCGGACGCGUUCAAGAGGAAAAGGCCAUCUAAAGCAUUGGAGAAGAGGCUUCAGGAAAAGUUCCAGCAAGCAAGCCGUGGAGUUGAAACACCGCCCCUCAGGGCACACAGAUGCUUGUUGCAGGGUUGUGACACCAAGUUUCCAGAAGCUGACUCUUGGGAGCGGUGCUUGGAGCACGUUGCCAAGCAUCUCGAAGCCAUGAUGAAGGGCAGGGAAGAAGAACGCCACUACAUCUUUACGAAUGAGCAGAUGGACACUUUUCAAAAAAUGGGCGCCAUCGUCUACGACAAUGGGCAAUGGAUUCUUGGUGCGCAAUCUAGUGGAGAGCGAGCUCGGAGGAACAAGAAGAAGAUUGCGAGGAGACAGGCCGACGGGGGUCCCGGAGGCCCUGCCCCGAAAGCCAGGCGGUCUCGCAGAAGUUGA